Capsaspora owczarzaki ATCC 30864 is the source of this 1561-nucleotide messenger RNA. RefSeq lists its product as hypothetical. Lineage: Eukaryota; Filasterea; Ministeriida; Capsasporidae. The record is from RefSeq and is a predicted model, not a curated record. The transcript has a single exon. The coding region runs from base 79 to 1329 and encodes 416 amino acids.
CAAAAAUUGCUCCUCAAAAAAAAGGACAGGUCUGUCCUUUUUUUCAUCAGAAAAACGGCACUCUUCUUCGUUUUUUUAAUGAGCUCGAGCUCGUCCUCAUCCUCGUCCUCUUCACGCACUACACAGCCCAGCACAUUGCACGAGCAGGAACAAGCGCUCAAGAUCGAACUCAUCAAAGUGCGCUUGCAGCUGGCCAAGCUUGAAUCGAAGACGCGCAGUGGCCGACAACUUUCGAAAAGCGAAAUCAAAACCAACCGCCAGCUUCAGGCGAGAUUCGAGUAUCUUGACUGCUUCAUUGAUCAACUGCGCUUCCAGCAAGGCACAGCACAAGAAGAGGAAGCAGCAAGUGUGCGUGUAGCGCUCGCCGAAGCAGCUGCUGUUCGCCAAGUCGAGGAAGCACUCGACCGCAUCUCUCUCAGCGACGAAGCCAUGGCCGCGAAGCUCGAGUCUGCUGCCAGCAUUUUUGAGCGCCUGAAAAAACUCGCGUCUCUCAAAAUGGUACAAGGUGCAUCACUUCUCGCUGAACAACCCAUGCCGUUCCUCCACAUGCUCAAGGAGCUCUGCGAUCAAGCUGAGGACAAGAAGACUGAGAAGCGUCGCGCAGUCGAUGAGCCCAAGAAAAAAAUCAAGAAAAAGUCGCGUGUGGAGGGAGGCGAGACAUUCGCUGCUUUCCUGUCGUCGUGCAAGUACCAUACAGCCGCGCUUUCGUCUGGCACGUUCGCACUUCUGGUCGACUCACCGGACAACGCUCGUGAUGAGGACAGCAUUGUUGCUGACAUCGACUUGUCUCUCGCCACAACCGACAACCUGACUCGCCUCAACAUGCACAACCAUUACGUGCUUGGACGGCGUGUGAACAAGCUGUUCAACCUUUGGAGGAAGACGGGCAAAAACAUCAUCACGACCUAUGCGGCACACCAGCUCAGCCAACGUUUGUCUUACAGGCACGCGUGUCGUUACGUUUCCCUCUACAAGUUCCUGUCACAAUACCCACGCUUCAAGUACGUGUCCAAAGCGUGGACUACACUCGUCGACUUCAUCCCCGACAUCAAGAGCCAUUUCGAGGACGUGCCUGAGGAUCGCGCCUACUUCUCCACUCUGGGCAUUGACGCUCCUCUGCAAUGCCAGUACUCACUCAGCACCGCCGCUGGUGUUGUCACAAGUGGCGCAGUGACUGAUGACAUUCUCAGCGUGACCGAGGCGGAGCAGGGCGAGUUUGAGCGCACCAUCAUCGUUCCGACCGACGAUGAUGCGCCGCUCCCUGCUGACGAUGAUGGUGAUGAUGAUGGUGAUGAUGAAGAGGCUGAUGCUAUGGAAAUGGGGUUCUGAUUUACUUGAUUUUGUGCGCAUUUUUUCACGUUUUUUUGCGCCAAUAUAGGUUUUAUCUUUCAGGAAUCCAUUCAUUGAAUUUCUUUGGAUAACCGAUGUAUUUCACCAACAUUUCCUUCUUCCCUGCUUUUGUGCGCUUCUCCAACACAGUUUCAAUCAACCGUGGUGCAUCCAGUUCGCUUUCUUUGACGCUCUGCAACUCAGCUUCAUAAUACACACCACUCACGUCCUC